Molecule: messenger RNA, 5964 nt
Organism: Episyrphus balteatus (marmalade hoverfly)
Lineage: Eukaryota; Metazoa; Arthropoda; Insecta; Diptera; Syrphidae
Gene: vkg
Product: collagen alpha-1(I) chain
Exons: 9
Coding region: 266-5689 (1807 amino acids)
Cellular component (GO): collagen trimer
Molecular function (GO): extracellular matrix structural constituent
Source: RefSeq, a predicted model, not a curated record
AUUCUGUUGGGAGACUCGUGUUUAGUAACACUUCGAACGUUUGUCGAUCUCCAUGCAGGAGGAGUGAGUAUUGCUCUGCUGCUUGGGAUAAUUUUUGUCCAUUUAUUUCGUUUGGCUUACAGAGAGAUCUCUUCGUAAUAGUUCGAAAGUCGGUUACCACAAUUCUUUUGCAAAAGAAGUUUCAAUCGUUGAGGAGAUCAUUUUGAUCGGUUUUUGGUGGACUUUUAGAAUUUUUUUUGAAAUUUGAUUUUUUUUCUUGUGCGAAAUGAAAACUCCCAGAGGCCUGUCCGGUCUCUUGGGCAGCCCAAACUUAUCCUAUAUUUGGGCGGUGAUAUUUGCAAUUUAUCUGAUAUGCCUUUUGAAUGGACGAGAUAGUUUUGUUGAUGCUAAGGUAUGUAAUCAAACGCAAUGUGAUUGUGAAGGCUUAAAAGGAGCCCCUGGUACAAUUGGUCCAGAGGGAGUACAAGGAAUGGAAGGAACACCUGGUGAUGUUGGCCCUGAAGGUCCCAUUGGUCGAACUGGUGAAGAUGGUGACGUAGGCGAGUAUGGUAUGAAGGGAGACAAAGGACACCGUGGUGACAUUGGUGAAACCGGACGACCUGGACUACAAGGACCAAGGGGACCCCCUGGUGGUGAUGGACCUCAAGGUCCCCACGGUAUUGAUGGGUGCAAUGGACAAGAAGGAGCUAUGGGUAUUCCCGGUGAGCCUGGUGAGCUUGGUCGACGUGGUCCUCUAGGUAAACCCGGUCCAUCUGGACCGACUGGUGAAGCCGGUGAUGGUGGUACCAACUCUAAGGGAACCAAGGGAGUUCGCGGUACAGAGGGUCUAGCUGGUAGAAAUGGUCCUGAAGGUCGUACUGGUAUGAAAGGUUUCAAAGGUGACAUUGGAUUUGCUGGAUUAGAUGGACCUAAAGGUGACAUGGGUAUGCAGGGAAUCAAAGGUGACAAAGCCGAACCCUAUGACCCACUUAUUGGAACUGGCCAAAAGGGAGAAAAAGGAGAGCCUGCCGAACAGGUUACUCGUUUGGGUGGUUUUACAAGACAAAAUACCGAAAAGGGAAAGCGAGGCGAUAAGGGUGGUCAAGGUUCUAAAGGAAUGAAAGGUCUUAUUGGUGAAUAUGGUGAAGUUGGACGUACUGGUCAACCUGGUCAGCGUGGUGAUGAAGGUUCACCUGGUGAACGUGGUAAGCCUGGACGAGUUGGUGAGGCUGGUAUUGCUGGUGAAAAAGGUCAUAAAGGUGCACCUGGUUACAAUGGAGCUGAUGGUUACAAUGGUUUCCCUGGUGGUAUGGGUGAGCCAGGUUAUGAUGGUACUCCUGGAAUUCAAGGACCAAUGGGUCCUCCCGGUAUUUAUGACCCAAAUUUGGAUGAAAUAUCACCUGGAUCUGAAGGACCUCAAGGUGAUUUGGGUGAGCCAGGUCUAAUGGGUGUUAAUGGUAUUCCUGGACAGCCAGGACGACGUGGACACAUGGGUCCAGCAGGACCACCUGGUGAUAAUGGACUUGAUGGAAAUCCUGGAAAACGUGGAGUUUCGAUAAGAGGACAGCCCGGAGAUCGUGGUGAGAUUGGUGCCCCAGGACCUCAAGGUGAAAUUGGACCAGCUGGACCAAUUGGCCGUGUUGGACAAAGAGGAAGUGAUGGUUUGGAUAUAUUGGGACCCAAGGGUUAUCCUGGUGAUGCUGGUCGACCAGGGUUACAUGGAUACAGAGGUGAUCGUGGAGAAGCUGGUUUGCCCGGUGAGAAAGGUCUACCCGGUGAGGGAGUUGAUAUUGUUGGACCCCCUGGUGAUGAAGGUCGUCCCGGUGUUCGUGGACCUCCUGGAUCAGAUGGUUAUGAUGGGCUCCCAGGUUAUGUAGGAGAUAAGGGUGAACGAGGAGAUGACUGUGGCGUUUGCCCACCAGGCCCACGAGGUUUGAAAGGAGCAAUGGGAGACAAUGGUUUCGCCGGAUUACCCGGUUUAUCUGGAAAACCUGGUUUAAGUGGACCUAGAGGACCAAAAGGACAAUCUGGACGUCCAGGAAUGAAAGGAUUUAAGGGUGUUCAAGGACCAAGUGGAAUCCCUGGAGAAUUAGGACGACCUGGUAUUGCUGGUAGAGACGGUGGAGUGAUAACUAUUGGUAAUUUACCUGGAACUGAAAAAGGUGAUUAUGGUGACCGAGGUGAACGUGGAGAGCAAGGUGAACAAGGUGAAAAGGGUUUCCCUGGAUAUCCUGGAAGAGCUGGCGCUAUUGGAGAGUAUGGUUCACGUGGUGAAUUUGGUGAUCCAGGUCUACCAGGACGUGACGGUUUAGAUGGUGUAGAUGGAAGAGAUGGACAAAAGGGAGCUGCAGCAGAUACUCCAUUUUAUUUCCUGAUUGGUGACUCUGGUUUAGAUGGAAGAGCCGGCCAAAAAGGAGAGACAGGAAGCUUUGGUUUGAAGGGUCAAAAGGGAGAACCUGGUCCAGGACCAAUUAUUGAUAACGCAGGUGAUCGUGGAGAUAAAGGAAACAAUGGCCCAGCAGGACCUGCCGGCCCCAAGGGACAAACUGGUGAAGAAGGUUUCCCUGGACCACGAGGUGACAUUGGUUUAGUCGGUCCAGCUAUUCAAGGAGCUCCAGGAAACAAAGGUUACCCAGGUCUUCUGGGAGACCCAGGCAGGCCUGGAGCACCAGGAACCCCUGGAUUAGAUGGUGCACCUGGUUUACCUGGUUUAGAAGGAAGGAAAGGACAAAGAGGAGAUCCUGGUCUAAGCAUUCUUCCCGGUGAAAUUGGUAAAGAGGGUUACCCUGGUGUUAAAGGAGAAAUGGGUGACAAAGGUUUUGCUGGCUUCCCUGGUCCUGUUGGUCGUGAAGGAAUUCGUGGACCUAAAGGUGACAAGGGUGACGAUGGUCCUCUUGGUUUGCUUGGUCUUGCUGGCAGAAAAGGACAGCGUGGAGAUAUAAUUCCAGGUCCUCCCGGUUUUGUUGGUGAACCAGGUCGUGAUGGUAGAACAGCACCACAUGGACAAAAGGGACAGAAGGGUGAGAUCGGACCGGUUGGACCAGUUGGUGUUCAAGGUGCGAAGGGAAAUAUUGGUUUACCUGGACGCAGAGGAGAAACUGGUGAUGCUGGAUUACAAGGAGUUCAUGGAGUAGCUGGAAGUGAGGGUUAUCAAGGUAUUGCUGGUAUGCCAGGAGAUCGUGGUGAUAUGGGUCUUGACGGACUUCGAGGAGACAUUGGACCUCGAGGUGAACCUGGACCUAUGGGACCUAAAGGAGAACUUGGUAACUUGGGAUAUGUUGGUCGUUCUGGAAAACCUGGAUUUAAUGGUCGCAAGGGAGCAAUGGGUGAUCGAGGUUUUAUUGGUGCCCAAGGUCGUAAGGGAGAACGUGCUUUUAGCGGUCUUAAAGGCGAGGAAGGUAUUCCUGGAUAUGUAGGACUACCUGGAUUAAAUGGUCUUCCCGGUGCCAAGGGUGAACGUGGACCAGAAGGAGAUUUGGGACUUGCUUUUGACGGGCCUCAAGGUCCUAAGGGAAUUAAGGGCUUGGAUGGUCUAAACGGUCUUCCCGGAAUCAAUGGAUCAGAAGGUGAACGUGGUGACUAUGGUGAAGAUGGUCCUCAAGGAGAACUUGGUGAACCAGGUAUGGAUGGUUUGCCCGCUUUAAGAGCUAGAGAUGGUUUAUAUGGACUCAAGGGUGAAAUGGGACCUCGUGGAGACUUUGGACCUAUGGGACCUAAAGGAGACUUUGGAGAACCAGGUUACUUUGGAAGACCAGGGCAAAAGGGAGAACGCGGAGAUUACGGAUUGGAAGGUGUGCAAGGUCUUCAAGGAGAACGUGGUGAUGUUGGAGAAGAAGGUAGACCAGGACGCGCAUAUUCUGGAGUCGCACCAAAAGGACUCAAAGGUGAACCUGGUCUUGUUGGCCGAACUGGUGAGACAGGUGCACAAGGAAUACAAGGAGAAAUCGGAUACCCAGGUGCUAUGGGAGCACGUGGUGAUCUUGGUAUGAUUGGUGGCCCAGGAAUCGAUGGUAUGCCCGGAUUCAAGGGUGAAAUGGGAGAUCGAGGUAACCGAGGUCCCCAAGGUGCCUACCCAGAAAACGUUGAGCGUGGUGAUGAAGGUGAAGCUGGCUAUGAUGGACUUGUUGGACGACCAGGACGUGAGGGUCAAAAGGGUGCCCCAGGUGAACAAGGUGAAUAUGGAGUAAAUGGUUUGAUUGGUCUUCCUGGACCCGAAGUUGAAGGAAUCAAGGGAAUGAUUGGUGAUAUUGGUUACACUGGUCCUCCUGGUAGAAAUGGACUGCCUGGACACUUUGGUGCUAAGGGUGAACGUGGUGACACCGGUUUCAAGGGUGAACAAGGAGAAGUUGGUAUCGCAAUUCGUGGACGUACCGGAGAUGUUGGAGAUGUCGGUCCACCUGGUUUGGAUGGUUCCCCCGGACAAAAGGGUGAAGCCGGUGAAGUUGGACCAACUGGACGUUUCGGAGCAAUGGGUAUGCGAGGUCCACGUGGUCCUGAAGGUGAUAUCGGUUGGAGUGGUAUUGAUGGUCUUCCUGGAUUGGAUGGUGACAAGGGAGAAGCCGGUGUCACUUUCCCAUUCGAACUUGCACUUCCUGGCGAUCGUGGUGAAGCUGGUUUGCCUGGAUUCAAGGGUGAACGAGGUGAAGAAGGAGAAAUGGGCGAAAUUGGUCUAAUGGGAUACCGUGGAUUAAAGGGUUUGCAAGGAGAUGUUGGUGAAGAAGGAUUAAUGGGACCUGAUGGAGCACCUGGUGAAAUGGGUAUGCAAGGUCCAGCUGGUUUCCCUGGCCGAAAUGGUCUUCAAGGUGCUAGAGGAGAACGUGGUGAUCGUGCUCCACCACCACCACCAGCCAAGAGCCGUGGUUUUGUAUUCGCACGUCAUUCGCAAACUAUUCAAGUACCAGAUUGUCCAGCUAACACAAACAAACUUUGGGAAGGUUAUUCUAUUGCCGGAAAUAUCGGCAGCUCUAGAGCAGUUGGCCAGGAUUUGGGAGCUCCAGGAUCUUGCUUGAUGCGUUUCACAACAAUGCCUUUCAUGUUCUGUGAUUUCAACAAUGUUUGUAACUAUGCUCAAAACAACGAUGACAGCAUGUGGUUGUCUACAGCCGAACCAAUGUCUCUGACAAUGGCACCAAUCGAAUCUAGGGAUCUUAUGAAAUAUAUUUCAAGGUGCGUUGUCUGCGAGACAACAACAAAGGUUAUUUCUCUACACAGUCAAAGUAUGUCAAUUCCAGACUGUCCAAAUGGAUGGGAAGAGCUUUGGACCGGUUACAGUUACUUGAUGACUACCACCGAUAACAGUGGAGGUUUUGGACAAAACCUUGUUUCACCCGGUUCAUGUUUGUUGGAAUUCCGAGCUAACCCAGUUAUCGAGUGUCACGGACAUGGACGUUGCAACUACUACGAUCCAUUAGCAUCAUUCUGGUUGAGUGUCAUUGAAGAACAUGAACAAUGGACAGUUCCAAGGCAAAGUACCCUCAAGGCUGAUCAUACGAGCAAAGUCAGCAGAUGUUCAGUCUGCCGAAGACGUAACAGCUCUUUGAUUAAUAGGGUCCCUAUUGUACCACUUGCAACAGCUUUCAGACGUGGUGAAGAACGUGAACGUGUUUACAUUCCACAACCACCAAGGCCACAAAAUGCUUACCGUCCUAGCCCAAGGUACAACAGGCAAAGGCCAAGGCGUCCCCCACGCGAUCUACAAGCAUCAUCGUAGAUGAUUUUUUAAUAGUUCCGUAACGAAUUUUUUGUUAAAUUUUCCUCUUAUUUCUAAUUACUCUAAACUACUAAUUUUUGUUGUCAUAUUGAAUAAUUAUAUAGUUGUGACGCUUUUUCGAGAAAUGAGGAUUAGACAUUUAAAAAUUAACAAAACGUGCCAUUCUUUAUUUUAUUUGUAUCCAAAUGUUAAAAAUGUUUAACUUUGUAGUUUUUGUUAGUUUCAAGAUCAAAACUUCAGUCACACAAAUAACAUUUUCAACAUUAUUAUACGAA